Humulus lupulus (European hop) is the source of this 2052-nucleotide messenger RNA. RefSeq names its product disease resistance protein RPM1-like. NCBI's taxonomy places the organism in Eukaryota, Viridiplantae, Streptophyta, Magnoliopsida, Rosales, Cannabaceae. The record is from RefSeq and is a predicted model, not a curated record. The coding region runs from base 1 to 2052 and encodes 683 amino acids. Gene Ontology annotation, biological process: defense response to other organism. The transcript has 2 exons. Gene Ontology annotation, molecular function: ADP binding.
AUGUCAGAGAGUGUGGUGAGAUUUCUACUGCAGAAGUUUUCGUCCUUGUUGGAAGAUGAGGCCAAGCUCUUGAGCGGGGUCCGAGAUGAAGUUGUUUUCGUGAAAAAUGAGUUGGAUCGCAUAAGAGCAUUCUUGCGAUCUGCUGAUGCCAAGGAAGAUCAAGAUGAAGAAAUCAAAGUGUGGGUUAAGCAAGUUAGAGAGGUCGCUUACGAUGCAGAAGACAUCAUCGAUGAUUUCUUGUAUAGAUUUGAGCAUACCAAGCGACAUGGAUUCUAUGGUUAUUUGUCUAAGAUGGCUCGCGGAAUCAAGAACUUGAAAGCUCGCCGUCGAAUUGCCUCCCAAUUGAAGCUUAUCAAACUCAGAGUUACUGAUAUUUCUGAGGGGCGCCAGAGAUAUGAUUACAAUCUGAGUAGUACGGAGAUCGGGUCGAGUUCGGGAACUAAACCUUGCUACUAUUUUGAGAUUAGAAGCGACGCACGGUUGCUGGAAGAAGCUCAACUAGUGGGCAUUGAACCAAAGAAGCAAGGUCUUUUGAGUUUUCUUAUGGAGGACACCUCUCAACUACAAGUGGCUGCAGUGCAUGGAAUGGGAGGGCUGGGCAAAACCACUCUGUUGAGUUCAGUUUAUAAUGAUUCACGAGUAGAGAAUCAUUUUCAUCAAAUCCAAGCUUGGGUCACUGUUUCACAAUCGUUCAAGCUAGAUGAAGUUCUGAGACAAAUUAUCCAGCAAUUUUUCAAAGCUAUGAAGCUGCCACUUCCUGACGAAGUUGAGAAGUCCACGGACCCCCACUUCCUAAAGACAACCAUUGUUGAUUUUCUUAGUGACAAAAAAUAUUUGGUUGUAUUGGAUGACAUAUGGGAUGUGGAUGCAUGGGAAGCAGUGAAAGUUGCAUUUCGGAACAACAACAAUGGUAGCCGAGUAAUGAUCACUACUCGAAUUGCAGAUGUGGCCUCUUCCUCUACCAAAGAUGUUGGGGGUCAGAUCUUAACCUUAAAUCCUUUAUCUUCUGAAGAUUCUUGGACUCUAUUUCGUGCAAAAGCCUUUCAAGGUAAUGCGUGUUCUACUCAUUUGGAGGAAAUUUCAAGAGACAUCCUCAAAAGAUGUGAGGGAUUGCCUUUUGCCAUUGUUGCAAUAGGAAGCAUGUUGGCCACAAAGGACAUCAACAGGGUAGAUCAAUGGGAGAUUGUUCACCGUUCUCUGCUGGCUGAAUUACAAGGUUUCAUAGAAGAAAUUGAAGGAAGAGCAUUAGAAGAAGUGGCAAAUGGUUGUUUCAACGAACUUCUUAACAGAAGCUUGGUCCAAGUGAAUGAAAGAUAUAAUGAUAGAAGAAUCAGAAGUUGUCGAGUGCACGAUAUUUUAAGGGAAACUAUGCUUCUAAAAUCAAAAGAUCAAGGCUUUGCAGCAAUUACUAAUAAAGAGAGCAAUAAAAGGCUUCCAGAAAGAGUUCGACGCCUAUCUGUGCAUGAAGGAACAAAUAUAGAUGCAUCUGGGGACAAUCAACUAUCUCAACUGCGCUCUUUGCUCUUAUUCACCAAAGAAAAAGAUGUCAGGAAUAAUUUCAUGUCUUCUUUUUCUGAGCAAGGGUCAAGACUUGUCAAGGUGUUGGAUUGUAGAUGUGCACCUACGACUACAUUUCCAGAGAGUAUCACAAAGCUAUACCAUUUGCGAUACCUAUGUUUAAGAGAUACCGAUGUAAGUUCAAUUCCACCCUCUAUUGCGAAUCUUCGACAUCUUGAAACGUUAGACCUCAAAAUGACUCUUGUGCGAGAGCUACCUAGUGAGAUUUUACGAUUACAGUGUUUGCGACAUGUAAUAGUUUAUGAUUAUAGAAGUUUUCCGACAUUGCAUGGCUUUAAGGCUUUAAAAGGAAUGGAAUCCCUUUCUUCCUUGAGAAAACUCUGUAAUGUUGAGGCAAAACAGGGUGAAACUGAGCCUAUGGUAUCCGUAGGAAGGCUAACACAACUGACGAGGUUAGGCAUCCUACAGCUUGGAGCUGAGCAUGGAGGUGCACUAUUCUCUUCAAUUCGUGAAUUAAAGCUCCUUCGUUCAUGA